Molecule: messenger RNA, 1649 nt
Organism: Cryptomeria japonica (Japanese cedar)
Lineage: Eukaryota; Viridiplantae; Streptophyta; Pinopsida; Cupressales; Cupressaceae
Product: TOM1-like protein 1
Exons: 3
Coding region: 253-1425 (390 amino acids)
Biological process (GO): protein transport to vacuole involved in ubiquitin-dependent protein catabolic process via the multivesicular body sorting pathway
Molecular function (GO): phosphatidylinositol binding; ubiquitin binding
Source: RefSeq, a predicted model, not a curated record
AUUACACGGUUAUCGAUGGAAAAAAUGUGAAACGUUCUCCACACGCGCUUUUGAGAGCUUCCCUUGUUCUCGAAGGCGUCUAGCUCUAAAAAUAUUGACUUUCCAAAUCCUUAUAAACGAUAACGAACUCCCAAAUGCCCACGAAACUCGUGGAGACAAAAGAAAAUCAUCCCAUUUUUGCAUAAGACCGAUUUGGAUUGCAGAUCGGACAGAGAGAAAACAGAAGAGAAUAGCACAGAGAAUUAAGAUUGGAUGGAGAAAUUCAAUGCCUUCGGCGAGAAGCUCUUGGUUGGGGGAGCGGAGGUGGGGCGAAAGAUGAGCGCAGGCAUGAGCAGCAUGAGCGGAAAAAUGAAGGAACUUCUGCAGGUUGCAACCCCUGCGGACAAGAUUGUGGAGGAGGCCACCAACAUGCAGCUUCAGGAGCCCGAUUGGGCCGCCAAUCUCAGGAUCUGUGACAUGGUCAACGCCUCCAAGCUCACCGGCCAGGAUGUAGCCCGGGCUAUCAAGAAGCGGUUCGCCGUCAAGAACCCCAUGGUUCAGUACCUUGCCCUUAUUCUCCUUGAGACCUGCGCCAUGAACUGUGACAAGAUGUUCUCUGAAAUUGCUUCCGAGAAGGUCCUCGAUGACAUGGUCAAGCUCAUUGACGAUCCCCACACUAUCACCAGCAAUCGGAACAAGGUCUUGCAGUUGAUUCAGGCAUGGGGAGAGUCUGAUAACGAGCUUCGCUAUUUGCCCGUUUUUGAGGAGACUUAUAAGAGCUUGAAAUCAAGAGGGUUAAGGUUUCCCGGACGAGACAGUGAGACUUUGCCUCCAACAUUCACUGGCAGUUUCUCCGAUAUGGGCACUCAGUCAUCCACUGUACCUGAUCAACAGCAGGAAUUCAAUGAUGUUUUUAUUCCUCAGAGCAGGAACUUGACAGAUGAGCAAAAAAAAGAGGUGCUUGAUGUAGCGAGAAACAGCAUUGAACUUCUAUCAACUGUUUUGAGUAGCUCUCCUCAACAAGAGGCACUUAAGGAUGACCUUACAUCUACAUUGGUAGAGCAAUGCAGACAAUCACAGUUCACUGUACAGAGAUUAGUGGAGAGCGCUGGGGAUGCUGAAUCCUUCCUUUAUGAGGCAUUGAAUGUCAAUGAUGAAAUCCAGCAUGUCCUUUCCAAGUAUGAAGAAAUGAUAAAAGCUUUGAAACCAGAGCCUGCACAUGUUUCUGAACCUGCGUCCAUACCUGUUGUGGUGGAAGAGGAAGAUUUACCUGGAGCUACCCAUGAAGAAGCUCUCAUUAGGAAUCACACCCCCAAGUCCUCAAGCAGUCAACCUAGAUUUGUUGAGGAUGAUGCAAUGGCAGAUCUAGAUGAUAUGAUAUUCGGUAGGAAGAGUGGAAAAUCUGGUGGGCAUGAUCCUCAUAAAGAUGAAGAGAGUCUUAUUUAGGUUUCUGUCUCAGUUUUUUUUCACAGCACUAUUUUCAUCUUGUGUAUAUUUAGAUUUUGAGCUUCUAUGUAUUGAAGAAUGGGGGCAUCUUAUUGUAAAUGAUUGCAUAACUUUCUAUAAUCUUUGAUUCAUACAUUCUGGUUAUUGUUGACUUAUGUAGGUAAUAAUAAUUAUUUAAGGACAGGCUGUAUUUUCUCAAAUACAGUCUCCUGCUUGUUCAUGAA